Messenger RNA from Lates calcarifer (barramundi perch), 1858 nucleotides. RefSeq names its product guanine nucleotide binding protein (G protein), beta polypeptide 1-like (gene gnb1l). Gene Ontology annotation, molecular function: protein binding. NCBI's taxonomy places the organism in Eukaryota, Metazoa, Chordata, Actinopteri, Centropomidae. The transcript is spliced from 9 exons. Bases 334 to 1320 code for a protein of 328 amino acids. The record is from RefSeq and is a predicted model, not a curated record.
UGAUUUCCACUUCUGCAACACUGCCUGAGACCUUCCGACAACUGUUAACCCGCCGGUGUCUCACUGAAAUGGGCCAGCAGGAGCCUCAAUCCUCCUCUCUUGCUUCUUCCCACUGGCUCCCAUAUCCAACUCAGCAUACCUGUGGUUGGUUGGGUUUCCUCAGUUGCCCGGCCUGCAAACGACAUAAAAGCCUGAGCUCUUACUUCUGCCUUUGGGACAACGGCUGUUGAUCACAAGAGGAGUGAGAAGCUUGAAUCUCCGUCUGUUUACUUGGCUGUAAUGACGCUGGUUUGCAGCCUAUUUGCAUCCAUACAUUGAUUACAUGACCCAGGAAUGUCUCGUCCUGCUCCAUCCCCCAUUUACACCCUAAGGGGGGCUGGCGGGCCCCUCAACACCCUCCACUUUAGCUGCCAUGGAGGUGACACUCCCAUCCUUUUUUCUGGGUCAGGGAAGGGUGUUAUCCAUAUCUGGAACCUGAAUAGCAGGAGGGCUGAGAAGAUUGUAGAGGGUCAUUCUGGUAGCUCGGUCAUCUGGCUCAGCACACUGCAGUCGACGGAUGCCCUCAUCAGUCAGGGACGGGACAUGCAGGUCUGUCUGUGGGACCUGAGAGAAGGUCGCAAUGAGGUGGUGGACAAUGUGUGGACUGGCAGCGUUGGGUUCUGUCAGUGCUCCCUGCUGGAGACAGGCCCUGGAAACAACCUGCUGGCCUUUGCUGGACAACAGACAGAGGAGAUCAGGAUUAUUGAGCUGCCCAGCAAGUCCCCAGUCUGCACCCUGGUACCAGACACUAAGCUGGGGAUGGUCAUGUGUAUCAAACUGUGGCAGCCAGACUCGGGUUCCAGACCUCUCCUGUUGGCUGGAUACGAGGAUGGCUCCCUGUUGCUGUGGGACGUAACCCAGAGGUCCAAGCUGAGCCAAGCCAAAGCCCACCCUGAGCCUGUCAUGUGCCUGACCUUUGACACCAAGCGUCUGAGGGGCAUAUCAGGCUCCUCUGAGAAGAAGCUCUCCUCCUGGAUACUGGACAGACAGGACAACCUGCAGCUCCAGGACUGUGUGACGCUGGUCAACCCUGGGGUUUCCCAGCUGUGCAUCAGGGAGGACGGUAAGCUACUGGCGUCAGCAGGCUGGGAUCACCGGGUGCGGGUGUUCAGCUGGAAGAAGCUGCGACCGCUGGCGGUGCUUCAGUACCACACUGACAUGGUGCUAAGUGUGGCCUUCUCAGACCACCAGGACCCUAAACAAAGACUGCUGGCUGCUGGAUCCAAGGACCAGAGGAUCAGCUUGUGGUCAAUAUACAAUGAGGGAGCUGACACUGGCUGAACCUGAGCUCUGAGAGGAUAUAGACUUGAACUCAGUACAUUCAUAACUGUCAGCUUUACUAAUGCAAUGAUGAUGUUCUGAUUUCCAGAAUGCCAAAAAUGAUUUUUAAUUUGUUUCCCAAGUUGCACCACAGAGAGGUGUUUCUGUUAUUUAGCUGACUGUCACUGAUAUAAAAGGGGUGGACAAAAUAAUAGAGGCAAGCACCUAGCAGUUGCAAUACAAUGCAAAACCACCAAAAAUGAUGUCCUUCAAAAUGAUUAUACAUCUAAAUCAAGACCUCUCUAAAACACCUUUAUAACUAAAAUUGAACAUUAUAGCCCUCAUGAAGGUGGGUUCUAGAGCAGGACUCUUUUAAACUGUAUUAGACUGCAGUGGCUGUUUUCCAGGUGUACCUAAUAAACUGGCACCUGAGUGUAUUUGUCUCUUGGAGACAUAGAGUUACAAGGCAGUGAAAAUGAAAAUGUAAGGAAAAACUGUUCGUGAUCAAGGUCUUAUUUUCUUAUGUCAUGAUUCAAAAUAUAACCUGUCAGAGCUGUUA